UCUUUUUAAAUUUUAGCGGACUUAGUGGAAAGGACAAACGGAAUUACCUUCGAAGGCAGGUUCAGUGAGGUUUCAUGUUUACAGGCGUUGGAAUUUUGUUCUUAAAAAUAAAAAAUAAAGUGGCUAUUAAUUAAUAAUUAAUUCUGUGAAUCUUGAAUCGGGAUGACUGACACGUCUGACGACCGAAUACGGUUCCAGGUAGAGUUGGAGUUCGUCCAGUGCCUGGGGAACCCCAACUAUCUCAACUUUCUUGCUCAAAGGGGCUAUUUCAAAGACCAGGCUUUUAUAAAUUACCUCAAGUACUUGCUCUACUGGAAAGAGCCCCAGUACGCCCACUGUCUCAAGUAUCCCAUGUGCCUCUAUUUCCUCGAUCAGCUUCAGUACGAGCAUUUCCGCAAAGAGCUGGCCAACGCGCAGUGCACCAAGUUCAUAGACGAUCAACAAGUCCUCCUCUGGCAGCACUACACGAGGAGAAGGACUAAACUCUUGCAGGAACAGGCAGAAGCGUGUGCAAACAGAAUGGCGCAGACCAACGGUCAAGUGAAUCCAUCACAGACCUAACAGUUGAGUUAUGGACUGUUCAUACAGCGACAUGUCAACAGACUAUCUCUAAUUGAUUGUACAAUUGACGCGUUCAAGUGAUUCCAGAUCUCUGAUUUUAACUAAUUUAGUUUUUUAAUAUUUUUUUAUAUUUAUUCAAUAAAAGAAUGAUUAGAAGA
Cimex lectularius (bed bug) is the source of this 719-nucleotide messenger RNA. It is a transcript of the gene MED31, whose product is annotated as mediator of RNA polymerase II transcription subunit 31. Bases 163 to 561 code for a protein of 132 amino acids. Gene Ontology annotation, cellular component: core mediator complex; mediator complex. Gene Ontology annotation, biological process: regulation of transcription by RNA polymerase II. NCBI's taxonomy places the organism in Eukaryota, Metazoa, Arthropoda, Insecta, Hemiptera, Cimicidae. The record is from RefSeq and is a predicted model, not a curated record. Gene Ontology annotation, molecular function: transcription coregulator activity. The transcript has a single exon.